AUAACUGAAGUUGUUUGCGGUCCAGACUGUCUAGGGGGUGGAACGUACAUCUCUGUGUGUAACUGCUCCCAUGCUGCAAGAAUAAAAGCUAAAAAGACAUCGGUGGUCUCAGGCUGAUUAUUUCAAGAAGAUGUCUCUUACAAGAACCCUUGAAGGACCAUCUUUCUUAAGAGUGUGGGGACAAUGACUUUAGUGAAUUCACAGACUUUUAACGUGUCAGAUGCCCUUCAUGACUGUGGACCGAAAAUGUUUCCAAAGCUCAUUUUCACCACCUUCUCCUUCUUCUUCUUCCUUUCCCUCAUCGCUCAGAUGAGCAUUCAAGCUUUUAAAGUCAUUUCUUUAUCCUCUAAUACCCACCACAACAUCACAAGGGCAGCUGUUUUGAAGAAAUCAGCAGAGGCCUGCAGGACCCACGUUCUGAAACAGGGUGGAAACUUCAUCCAGCCAAACCCGCUGACUGCAGAGUCUCUGGCCAAAGCUUGCCUCUCUCCUGCCUCAGCCUCCAUGCUAAAGUCUGCCAUCAGGGUUGUCAGCAUAAGGAACGCCUGGGUGGAUGGCAAGCAUGUGCUCAAUGCAGAGUACCAUUUCGAUGAUGAGAGUUUCGAGCAAGCGCGCAACCUGAUCACGCAGGGAGUCUCUCUGGUGAAGGCCAGCCUCAAACUGAAGAACUACGAGUACGCAAGACAGCGGCUGGGCGAGACCCUGCACACCUUACAGGAUUUCUACAGUCACAGUAACUGGAUUGAACUGGGAAACAGGUCUCCGUACUCCACCCUCAUCAAGCCAAGUCUGCCUUUUGAAAACCUUGCAGACGUGAACACCCCGACGUGCAGCAGCUGUGGUGGCGACUGCACGGGCAACAUUUUGGACACGAUCAUCACCCAGAAGAAACUGACUUCUGGAUAUUUCAGCCUGACAAGCCCUUCCAAACCCAAAGGGAAGUGCAGCCAUGGAGGAUUUUUUGAUUUGACGAGUCGAGUGGAGCCCAAAGGUGGCAUCAACAAGGAUGGCGCCACGACUGCUCAUGGCAGCCUCCACUUUGUGGCAGCAGAUGUGGCUACAGCAGCCACCGGGGACCUCCUGCAGGACAUCAGAGAAGAAGCAGGAGACGUUGAAUUCCUCAGACUGAUGGGAAUCUCUAAGUCGUCCUCAGUCCUCUGUUUCGUGGUGGACACCUCAGUCACUAUGACAGAGGAAAUCGCUGAGGUCAAACAUAUCACUUCCUUCAUCAUCGACAGUAGGCGGGGCACCGCGGACGAACCUUCGGCCUACGUCCUCGUCCCCUUCAGCAACUCAGGUUUCGGACCAGUGGAUAAAACAACAGACCCUGAUGUGUUCAAAGCUAAAGUCAAUGCUCUUUCUGCUGGUGGUAAAGGAGCAGAUGAUCUUGAAAUGAGUCUCUCUGGACUUUGGCUCGCUCUUGCAGCUGCUCCUGUGGCGUCUGAGAUCUUUCUUUUCACUGACGGAGAACCCAAAGACCCUGAGAUGAAAAGUACAGUUCUGGCACUGAUCGAGAGCACAAAGUCCACGGUGAAUUUUGUGCUGACCAAUCCUCUGACCAACAGGACUCGCAGCCUCUCUAACCCUGUAAACCAGGUGUACGAGGAUUUAGCGGUGGCCUCAGGUGGACUGGCCAUCGAGGUCCCCAAUCAACUGCUAUCUAACACUACUAGCGCCAUCAAUGACACCUCCGUCUCUUCUCUGGUGACCAUAUUUCAGGCAGUGAGGGACCCGGGGACAGCAGAACAUUUCUCCUUUGCAGUGGACUCCUCUGUGAAAAACCUGACGUUCUACAUAACAGGAAAUUCAACACAGUUCACCAUCACUGCUCCCUCUGGUCAGUCUCAGUCGAGUGGUCAGCCAGAUGGUUCUCUGGCUGUGAUUCAGAGUGUGGUGAACUUCCACAUGGUGCAAAUCAAAAACUCCAGCCAACCAGGAGAGUGGCUCAUCUACAUGAACUCAACUCAGCCCUACACACUCAAAGUCACCGGUAAAAGUUCAAUAAACUUCCAGUUUGACUUUGUGGAGGUUUAUCAGACCCCUCACCCCGGCUACACCGUGUUCAAAAGCAGACCUCGUGCCAAUGGAAACGUGACUCUACUGCUGUCUAUACUUGGCUCGGGGUCGGAGGUGCCUACAACAGUGCGCCUGGUUGAAGCCUCAGGCUCCGGGUUCUACACAGGCCUUCUGGAGGACGUGGGGAACGGAGACUAUCUGGUGACGGUGACCACAGUGCCAAAGGGGGAGUUUUUUGUACGCGUCAAUGGUCAGAUCAACUCCUCCUCCACCUCAGACUAUAAUGUUUUUCAGAGACAGUCGUCCACCCGGCACAGAGCUUCCAACAUCAGUGUCACUGCUGUGAGAAAUGAAACAUGGUUUCCAGGGCAGCUGUUCAGACUCCCUUUCACCGUGACAACAAACAACAGCUACAGUAACUACAUCGUCACUGCCCGGAACAGCGGUCAGUACAACAUGACAUUCCCCAGCUCCCUGACAACAGGUAGCGACAGCACGGCUAACGGCGUGGUGGUGCUCAGCGCCCCGGAUAACACUACAGACGGCACAGAGGUCAUCCUCACCAUCGAGGUGACACAGUCGGGGACAAACGACACCAACUACUCUUUCCUGAGGCUUGCCGUGUCCAGGGCAGUGGCGCCCCCUGCUGGCCUGGCUCUCAGUCUGUGGCUCAGUGCAGUAACUCUCCUCAUCAGUCUCGUCAUCAAUAAGUAGAAAGAAACGUAACGUGAAUGUGGGUUUAUAUGUGGAGGUGUAUUUUUUGGGGAGGGGGGCACACUGAUACAUUAAAUAAGAGUGCAGUUUCUAAAUGACGUCUGGGUGGUGGGUCAGGUGAGUGGUCAGUGUUUUUGUAUGUAUGUAAGAAUCAUGUCAUAUAGAGAAGGAAAGUGGUCAGAGUGCCCCCUGCUGUUGGCUUUCAAAACAUGAAUGAAUGAUAAUGGAAGUGAUGCACAUUACAGGUUGUACAUAAUGUGCCAUGUUGUCCCCAUAUUUAGUUAUAUCUGACAAAAUUAUGAUCUACUGUAAAUUAAGAAUUUGAAUAAAGACAAAUACAGUUUUUUGUGAGUGUUUUCCCAAAAUGGACUACAAAGUCUUGGGUUUUGAAGUUCAGUUGUAUUUUAGUCUCUGCACUUGUAUUGGUCAGCCUAUACAUGAUCUGUAGAUACUUCUGCGCUGAUUUCACACUGUUGUGUAUCUGCACUCUGUAAAGUCCCAUGUAAUGUGCUGCUGUUGUGUGUUUCACUUUGGGGCUGUUAGUUAUGCUGAUGAAUGACAAGAACCACUUGAUAUAAUAAAAGAACAAGAAUAAUUAUCUUUUAGUGCAGUGAGAUCAUUUAAGUUGGUACCGUCAUGUUAAAAAUUCAUGGAAG
Messenger RNA from Colossoma macropomum (tambaqui), 3386 nucleotides. Its product is annotated as von Willebrand factor A domain-containing protein 7-like. The coding region runs from base 184 to 2730 and encodes 848 amino acids. NCBI's taxonomy places the organism in Eukaryota, Metazoa, Chordata, Actinopteri, Characiformes, Serrasalmidae. The record is from RefSeq and is a predicted model, not a curated record. The transcript has 15 exons.